Molecule: messenger RNA, 375 nt
Organism: Helobdella robusta
Lineage: Eukaryota; Metazoa; Annelida; Clitellata; Rhynchobdellida; Glossiphoniidae
Exons: 5
Coding region: 1-375 (124 amino acids)
Source: RefSeq, a predicted model, not a curated record
AUGAAGCUAUUGGCUGCGUCUUUCUUACUGGUCAUCUGUACAAAUUGGGCAUUUGACGUCCGAAGAUACCCCACAAAGUACAAGGAGCUGAAUAAACCGCAGCAACAGCAGCCAGCAAACGACAACUCGAGAUACGCACACGGAUACGGAAAACGAACCAACCCACUCCUGGCCCCUUCAACUCGGAUGACGUCACACGAGGGCUGGCACGCCGAUGGUGGGACGACCACAGAAGAUACGCACACGGUAACGGAAAGCGGACCAGUCCAUUCCUGGCCCCACCAACGAUUCCAACAGACUUUCUAUCAGGGGUCAACUGUCUCCAGUUUCAGAGCCAUCGAUACUAAUGAAAUCGAGAACCGACAGAUACUCUGA